Molecule: messenger RNA, 2012 nt
Organism: Prorocentrum cordatum
Lineage: Eukaryota; Dinophyceae; Prorocentrales; Prorocentraceae
Source: the annotation of a GenBank genome assembly
AGUAGCCGUUUUCAGCAGCUGCGUCCUGUGAGCAAUUUUGAGGACCCUGCCAACUCAGAUCAGGCCGCACUGCCCACGACUUAGAAGCCAGUAUUCAUAUUUGACGCAGUGCCUAUCAUGUUCGGCGCAAUGUUCGGCAACAAGCCGGAUUCCGCAGUCAAAGCUUCCCCCGAGCCACCAGACACGAGCAGAACGCUUCUCGUAAUCGAUUCUUUCAAGGCCGUGUCACCGACUGAUUGGGCGAAGGUCUUCGCAAGGGGCGACCGACGUGCAAGUUUCCUGAGCGAUGGCAUCACGCGAGUCGUCGUGGAGCAGCAUGGCUGGGACGAUAUCAUGGUUACUAGCGAGCCGUACACGGCAUAUCAAGGUGGCAACGGCAGGGUUGCUUCCUUAGCGUAUUCCAGAAAACGAGAAAAGCAAUCUACUCUGAGAGUGCAUGUUCGUGGCAACAGUCCAAACGCAGGUGCUACAAAAACCAUCGCCCCAGACUUCAUUUUGGUACGGAACGAAUGUUACACAUCCACCCAGGAUUUCCGCAACGAGCUGUUCGGAUUCAUCCACGAUGGCAAUAUUCAGUCGGUCAACUCGCUGGAUUCGAUCUUUAGGUUCACCGAGCGUCCAAUUGUCCAUGGCGAGCUGGUGAAAUUGAAUCGAAAGUACGGCGACGGCCAAUUUCCGCUCGUUGAGCAGAGCUAUUUCAGCGGUUUCCGCAGCAUGAUGUAUGGUAAUAAGUUUCCGUGCAUUGUUAAAGUCGGUUCCGCCCACGCGGGCGACGGCAAGAUGAAAAUCGACAACCACCAUGCGUUUGAGGAUUUCCGGAGCGUGCUGAAGAUGUGCAACAGAGCUUAUUGUACGGCGGAGCCGAUGAUUGAAAACGACAAGGGCGCCGAGGAGUGGAUCGAGAGAGAGCGUAACAAGCCUGGCAGCAAUGUGGAAAUGAUUUCAUUGCCAGGCGUUGUUGGCAUUGACGGGCCUCAAAUCCCCUCUCCACCAGUGUAUGACCUGCGUAUUCAAAAGGUUGGCAAGCGCAUCCGGGCUUACAAGAAAUACAACGUCUCGGGGAAUUGGAAGUCCAAUGUAGGAACUUGUUUGAUAAAGCCGAUUCCCGAUGAAGAGAUCCCCGAGCGAUACCGUUUAUGGGCCGAGGUUGCCUCAGAGAUGUUUGGCGGCUUGGACAUCCUGACCGUGGAUGCAAUCGGCGUGUUGGUGCGCCGGGAAAGUCGCGAACGGCCUGACAGCAGUUCAGCCCCUCCUUCCUCUUUGAACGCUCAGCUAGCUGCUUCUAGCACCAUCGAGAACGACCUAGAUUUUCAUUAUAAGGAGUUCAUCAUCGAGGUGAAUGGCACGUCGUCAGGUCUACACCCCGACACCGAGGCGGAAGACAAUGACGAGAUCGCCGACCUUGUUUUACAGAGGAUGAGCGCCAUAUUUUGUUCCUGAUCGAAUCCGUCGGCGAUCUCAUCUUCAAACUAUUCGUAUCGGUGGUGAUUUCCAUUUCUCGAAACGUUUGUUGCCCCUGCUCUUACUCCUCCGCGUCCUUCUCCUCGUCCGCGUCCUCCUCACCUGCCUCCACGUCCUCCUCACUUGCCUCCUCGUCCGCGUCCUCCUCACCUGGAAUACAGUUGGACGUGAGGAAGGUGUAGUUUAGCUUGAUCGACGGUUGUGCCGAGUUGCAGGAGGAGGAUGCGGAAAGGGCUGGUGAUAUCAAGCAGGCACGAGGCCAUCGCCAAGAUUGCACGAGCUAGUCAUGCGCGGAGUUGGAGUUGGUCGCGAUGGCCAGUGCUGCCGAGUGCAGAGAGCCGCACGGCCACGACCGUUCUCUUGUGAGCCGCAAGCUGUCCAGUGCGGCACGACCACUGUAGCAGCCGUCGACUGUGCAGACUUGCUGCUGUAGCCGACUGCGGAUAGCCGCGCGGCCAGCGCUGUCAGGUGCAGCAGAUUCCAAGACCAGCCAGUGAUUCACCACCUACCAAACCACCCCAACCCAACCCGAAGGCCUCAAUUCGCCCUCC